Dendrobium catenatum is the source of this 769-nucleotide messenger RNA. RefSeq lists its product as uncharacterized. The coding region runs from base 43 to 606 and encodes 187 amino acids. NCBI's taxonomy places the organism in Eukaryota, Viridiplantae, Streptophyta, Magnoliopsida, Asparagales, Orchidaceae. The record is from RefSeq and is a predicted model, not a curated record. The transcript is spliced from 2 exons.
AUCUUCUCAAUUAUUACCGCAAGUGAUCAAUUAGUCUACCAGAUGGCUCCUUUCCCAGCACAACCUAAGCUCCUACGCCGACCCACUCCGCCGCGGCCGGCCUCAUUUCAUGGCUCUACGGCCACCAAAUCGCCAGAGAUACGACAGAUUCGCCGGCCGAAGACCCAUCCGGAUCUCCUCGAACCUUAUCGGAUCCUGCCACCGCCGGCGAAUCCAUCGAAGGUUUUGGUGAAAGUGACGGUGCAGAGAAGCCUGGGGCCAGUUCAGGUGAUGGCUCAGACGGAUUGGUCUGUCCGUGAUUUAGUGUCGGCCGUUAUUAAGAUCUACAUCGAAGAAGAAAGACUUCCAUUACUUUCUUCUGCAGAUCCCUCCGCCUUCGGCCUCCACUAUUCCCAAUUUAGCCUGGAAAGUUUGGAUUCGAAGGAGAAGCUGAAUAAUUUGGGUUCGAGGAAUUUUUUCCUCUGUCCAAAGGGAGAACAUGGUUUGCGAAUUGGAGAACGGCCGGUGGCGACUGUUGCUUCUUCUCCGUCGAGAUGUUGGAAAGAAGUGGAAAAGGGGUCUAGGAUUGGUAUUCCAUGGCUUAGAUUCAUGGAUUGCUUGUUGUAGCUUGUUCAGAUGGAUUGGUAUCUGUGAAUUUUCGUUAUUGUCCAUGGAUGUGGGAGAGAAGGAUUGUAUGAGAGAUAUUGCAGGAACUGAUAUGUGGUGAUGUAAUUAAGAAUUAAUAUUGUAAAUAUGAAAGAUAAUAAAUUAUAUUAUUUUAGUUAGUAAA